AUGGCUACUAAAGGAGGUCGAAAUCGUAAUGGUGGGGAUUAUUCCGACGAUGAAGACGAUGAUAUGAAUAAUAAAGCUCAACAACGUCAGCGUUCGACAUCUAGACAUCAUCAUCACCAUCAUCAUCAUCAUCGUAGUGAUCGUCGUCAUAUUCAACAACAAAAUCAACCAGCUCAACAACAACAACCACAACAGCACCAACAACAACAGCAAUUACAACAACAACAAGCGUAUGAUCCUAAUAAACGUCGAAAAUUCGGUGGUCCUGAUGGUGAUGAAUUAACGGAAGAUAAGCUGCAAAUUGCCCUAUUUUCAUUAGGACAAAAAGUUGAUACAGCACUCGAACAAACUUUACGUGAUUUAUGUACAACAUUGUGUAAUGAUUUAACUAAACAUAAAAAAGUCAUUUUACAUCUUCUUAAUCAAUGUGUACAAUUAACACCUGAACGUGUAACAAUAUAUUCAACAUUAAUUGGUUUAUUACAUGCAUCAGUAAUAACAUUUGGCUCAGAUUUUAUUGAUACAUGUAUAAGUGCGUUUAAAGAAGCCUUGGCAGGAUAUAAAUUCGAAACAAUUCAACGUUAUAUAAGGUUUUUAUCGGAUUUAGUUAAUGUUAAACUUGUAUCAACUUCAUCUAUAAUAAAAUUAUAUGAAACAUUAUUGCAAACAACAACUGAAACCAAUGUUCCACAAGUACGAACGGAUUUUUUUGUAGCAUGUGUUUUAAUUUCAUUACCAUAUUCGGGUAAAAUUCUUUCCGAAAAACAUAACACCGAAUUAAAUCGUCUAUUAUAUACAAUUGAUAAAUAUGUAUAUAAACGUUCGAAAAUUCAUGUACCUAUUCUACAAGUUUGGACAUCAACGGAACCACAUCCACAAGAAGAAUAUCUUGAUUGUUUAUGGGCACAAAUAAAACGUUUAAAUCAAGAUGAAUGGGCUGAAUCACAAAUAUUUCGACCCUAUUAUACCUAUGCUGACACUUUAUUUAGUGAUAUAUCAGCAUCAAUCGUUCACGAUUUACCAACAAUAAUAUUACCACCACAUAUUGAUGCACUUAAUUAUCCAUUACCAAAAAUUGUUUUUCGUAUGUUUGAUUAUACCGAUGUACCAGAGCAAUUUGUUUUGCCAGGUGCACAUGCUAUUGAAAGAUAUUUAAUUGAAGAUGAAAUAUCAAAUAUCAUACAUACAUUUCAUACGGAAAGAAAAGAUUGUGCAAUACAAUUAACACAAAUUCGACCAAAAAAUAAAAUUCCCUUGAAUUAUAUGAUUAUUGAGGUAAUAUUUGGUCAUUUAUUUAAACUACCACGCCCACAACAUCUUGAAUUAUUUUAUGGUUCACUUUUACUUGAAUUAUGUAAAUUACAACCCUCAACAUUACCACCUGUAUUAGCUCAGGCUGUUCAUAUGUUGUUCGAACGUUUAAAUACAAUGAAAACAUCUUGUAUCGAACGUUUUGUUAAAUGGUUUUCUUAUCAUUUAUCAAAUUUUCAAUUUACAUGGGAAUGGCAAGAUUGGAUUAAUUGUUUAGAUGAAAAUCCCGAAUCACCAAAGAUAAAAUUCAUUCGUGAAACAUUACAACGUUGUAUGAGAUUAUCGUUUCAUCAACGUGUUAUUGAUUUUGUUCCGGAACAAUUUUAUAAACUUGUACCAAAUAAACCAUCGCCCGCAUUUAAAUUCGAAGAAGUUGAUCCACCCUUAUUCGGUUCUGAAUAUGCACAAUUGUUAACGAAAAAACUCAGAGAACGUUCAGCAGCCGACGACAUUUUACGUAUAUUAAAUACGGUUCCAAAUCCAACAAAAGAUGAUCAGGCAUUAAGUAUUGCAUCAUCAUCAUCGAUUGCGAAUCCAUCAUCGACUGAGUUAACCUAUAAUAUGGUGCAAAUUGAUUUAUUUGUAUCAUCACUACUUUGGAUGGGAUCAAAAUCGUUUACACAUUCAUUUGCUUCACUAGCUAAGUAUCAUCAAUUAUUCAAAGUUCUAAUUGAAACUGAAGAACAACAAAUUCAAGUACUUAAAUCUAUGUAUGAAAUUUGGCCAAAUCAUCAACAGAUGAUGGUUGUUUUGGUAGAUAAAUUAGUAAAAACUCAAAUCGUUGAAUGUUCAGCUGUUGCUAAUUGGAUCUUCUCAAGUGAAUUAGGUUCUGAAUUAACAAAUUUCUAUAUAUGGGAAAUUUUAACAUCAACUAUUGAGAAAAUGAAUCGUCAAGUGGACAAAUAUCAAACUGAACUAUUAGAUCUACGUCUUCAAUUGAAUAUAUCAGCAGCUGUUCAAGCUAGCACAGUUGCACCUUCGAAUCCAGAUGUCAAUCCUUCGAAUGAAGAGGCUAUGCCUUCAAUAGAAGAAAAAAAUCCUGAGGAAAAUAAAAUGGAUGAAAGUGAAACUCCUGCUGCUGCUGCUGCUGCUGCUGUUGAUGAUGAAGAAGAAGAAGAAAAACCAGCAACAAGUACUUUGAAGCGACGACAUGAAAGUGACGACGACGAUGAGAAUGAACAAAAGUCAACAGAAAAGAUUCAAUCAAUGCAAAUAUCUCAACCACCUAUGGAUGAAGCAACAGCUAAAUUACAUGAAAAAUAUGAAAUUGUCGAAGAACGUUUAUCACAUGCGCGUGAACAACAAAAGAAACUUUACUUAAUUGUUUUUCAACGUUUUAUUAUGACGCUAAGUGAUUUUUUGAAUGAAUGUGAAAGUAAAAAUGUUGAUCCUGUUUCUACACCAUGGCUUAAAUGGAUUAUUGAACGUUUACAGGAGAUUUUUAUUUUAUAUCAUGAACAGGUUUUUCAAUAUGUAUCAACAUUUGAAUCAUUAAUAUUUACAUCGGAUAUUGACUUUUGUAUACUGGAAGUAUUUCAACAAUUCUGUGCUCUACGUGCAUAA
Messenger RNA from Rotaria socialis, 2874 nucleotides. NCBI's taxonomy places the organism in Eukaryota, Metazoa, Rotifera, Eurotatoria, Philodinida, Philodinidae. The record is from the annotation of a GenBank genome assembly.